AUGAGGCGGAGGGAGAAACGACUGCUGCAGUUUGCCGGGCUUCUUGUAGCGGCGUUCCUCUUCCUCCCCAACGUCGGCUUGUGGUCGUUAUACCGGGACCGGGUGUUCGACAACCCGCCGGACGUUGCUUUGUCAGCAGCGGCGUCGGUGGACGGACCGGGUGCUCGACCGCAGAUCCAGGAUGUGGUCAAACAGCGGAAAGACAAUCCAGUGGCCCAAAAUGUUUUACAGAGGAUAGACUGGCACGACUACGAUGCAAUCAAAAGGGAUGCCUCAAGAUCUGGUAACGGCGAGCAGGGUAAGCCGUUCCCGCUGACGGAUGCCGACAUGGUGGACCAGGCCUACUGGGAGAAUGGCUUCAACAUAUUUGUCAGCGACAGGAUCUCCCUGAAUCGUUCCAUCCCUGACAUUCGACAUCCCAACUGCAAACACAAGCUGUACAGCAAGAAGCUUCCCAGCACCAGCAUCAUCAUUCCAUUCCACAAUGAGGGUUGGUCAUCAUUACUGAGGACUGUCCACAGCGUUCUUAACCGCUCGCCUCCGCAGCUCAUCGCCGAGGUCAUCUUGGUGGACGACUUCAGCGAUAAAGAGCACCUCAAGGCACCUCUGGAUGAGUACAUGGUCCGCUUUCCCAAAGUGCGCAUCCUGAGGAGCAAGAAGAGGGAGGGUCUGAUCCGGACUCGCUUGCUGGGCGCAGCUGCUGCCAAGGGCGAGGUCAUCACCUUUUUGGACUCUCACUGCGAGGCUAACGUCAACUGGCUGCCUCCGCUACUCGACCGAAUCGCUGAGAACCGCAAGACCAUCGUGUGCCCAAUGAUUGACGUGAUCGACCAUGACAACUUCGGCUACGAGACACAGGCGGGUGACGCCAUGCGCGGGGCGUUCGACUGGGAAAUGUACUACAAGCGCAUCCCCAUCCCCGCUCGGCUGCAGAAGGACGACCCCAGCGAGCCCUUUGAGUCUCCCGUAAUGGCCGGCGGGCUGUUUGCCAUGGACAGGAAAUGGUUCUGGGAACUAGGGGGGUACGACACAGGUCUGGAGAUUUGGGGAGGAGAGCAGUACGAGAUCUCUUUCAAGGUAUGGAUGUGCGGUGGUCGUAUGGAGGACAUCCCGUGUUCCAGAGUGGGACACAUUUACAGGAAAUACGUCCCGUACAAAGUGCCUGGAGGGGUCAGCCUCGCCAGGAAUCUGAAGCGCGUGGCUGAGGUUUGGAUGGAUGAGUAUGCUGAGUACAUAUAUCAGCGGCGGCCCGAGUACCGCCACAUGUCUGUGGGUGACGUAGCCACGCAGAAGGAGCUGAGGAGCCGCCUUGGAUGCAAGAGCUUCAAAUGGUUCAUGAAUGAGGUGGCCUGGGAUCUGCCGCAACACUACCCACCUGUGGAGCCGCCUGCCGCCGCCUGGGGAACGAUACGAAAUGAGGCGAGCAACCUGUGUAUGGAAACCAAGCACUUUGUGUCGGGAAGUCUCAUCCGCAUGGAAAACUGUGGCAAUGCGAGGGGUGAGGUCAGCUGGAGCCAUGGGCAGGUGUUCACAUUUGGCUGGCGCGAGGACAUCCGCGUUGGCGACCCUCUGCACACUAAGAAGGUUUGCUUCGACGCUGUUUCCCACAGCAGCCCCGUCACGCUCUACGACUGCCAUGGCAUGAAGGGAAACCAGCUGUGGCGCUACCGCAAGGAUAAAAGCUUGUACCACCCAGUAAGCAACAGUUGCGUGGACGGUAACGUGGCGGAGCACCGCAUCUUCAUGAACACUUGUGACCCGUCUUCGUCCAGCCAGCGUUGGCUCUUCGAGAAGACUAAUGCCACCGUGCUGGAAGGAUUUAACCACCUGGCCGUCAAUUGA
This is a messenger RNA of Nerophis lumbriciformis (worm pipefish), 1842 nucleotides long. NCBI's taxonomy places the organism in Eukaryota, Metazoa, Chordata, Actinopteri, Syngnathiformes, Syngnathidae. The record is from RefSeq and is a predicted model, not a curated record.